AUGUGUUGUUCGAGCACAAGCACCUUCAUCAUCAUCGAUCCCGCCAGAAUAUCUCAGAUAAGUUGUGCCCUCGGAGUGAGCUCGACACCAUAAGCAUCACCACCAUCAACAUUAUCACUCGCAUCCUCGACAACCUCCGUCCGUCCAUAACACAUCCCAGUCGAGUUACCCGCACUCUGCCAAAACAGACAAAUCUUUCGCCUAAAGAAGCAUUCUUUGAGUGUGUUGUGGCAGUUCCCUUCUAAAACUACACUCACCCAAAUCCUCUUCUGCCAAUCCACAAAGGCAGUACUUGAGCAGUUAUCAAUGCAAAGCUACAACUACUGGAGUGCUCCCAUCUCAGGACUCAUGAAUAUCACAAGUGCAACUCUUUCUAAUGCUACCCACCAACACGAAAACGACCUCAUCUUCGCCAGCUUCAACCAGGAUACGACAUCACUGGCUGUGGGGAACAGCUCGGGUUAUAAAUUAUACUCGCUCAGCUCCUGUGAUAGCCUCGAACCCAUCUAUGAAAAUGACUCGGAAGAGGUCUAUAUCGCCGAGCGACUUUUUUCCAGCAGCCUCGUCGCCAUUGUGUCGCGUGAAACGCCACGCAGGCUCCGGGUGUGCCAUUUCAAAAAGGGCACGGAGAUUUGCAAUUACAGCUACAAUUCUAAAAUCCUAUCGGUGAAGAUGAAUCGAUCUCGGUUGGUGGUGUGUCUGGAGGAGUCACUGUUUGUCCAUAACAUCCGGGACAUGAAAGUGCUUCACACUAUUCGGGACACGCCUCCAAAUCCCUCUGGAUUGUGUGCCUUAUCCACCAAUUCGGACAACUGUUUCCUCGCCUACCCUGGUCACUCCAGUGUGGGCGAGCUUCAAAUCUUCGAUGCCAUGAACUUGUCUUCUAAAACAAUGAUACCCGCUCACACUUCGAAUUUGGUGGCUAUUGCCUUUUCUCCCUCGGGAACCCGCGUGGCAACGGCCAGCGACAAAGGAACCGUGAUCCGUGUGUUCAAUGUUAACUCGGGGACCAAGUUGUACGAACUGAGGCGGGGUCUGAAACGCACAGCCCAUAUCUACUCGUUGUCUUUCUCUCCUUGUGGACGGUUCUUGGCUUGCUCCUCGAACACGGAGACGGUUCACAUCUUUCGGUUGGAGGAACAACCCCGAGAGAGCGAGGUCAUUAGCCAAAGCCCUCCCAAUGAUAGUUGGGGAUCGUAUUUCAACAACAUGGUUUCGGCGUCAGCGAGUUAUUUACCUACUCAGGUAACGGACACCUUGCUGCAGGGCCGUGCUUUCGCCACCAUCCGCCACAACCAAUCCGGACUCAAAAAUAUUUGUGCCCUAGCCUUGAUCAAAAAGAGUCUUCGGCUGCUGAUUACUUCGCAAGAUGGUUAUCUCUACAUGUAUGGUCUUAAUUUGGAGGAUGGUGGAGAAGGGACCCUUAUCAAGCAGUUCCAACUCAGUGAAUUUCGACCUUUACCCACCUCUGGAACAAGUCCUGAUGGAACGAGUGAUGACGCCUCCAUGGACGAGGCCUCUCCCCCAAAGACGAAUCCCCCGGAUGACGACGUGAGCUACGCUGAUCGCGUCAAGAAUCGUCACCCUCACGAGAUGACCGGUAAUGAUGAUUCAGAUUCUGAAAAGUUUCAUGAGAUGGAAAAAGCCACGGCCAGCCCGCCUCGGGAAUGUUUUCUAUUGGAUGACGAUGGGGAGUUUCCACCCAUGCAGGACAAGAGGGCAGCCCGCCCUUGAAACUUGGUUGGCGAGACGUUAUCUAAAAAAAUGCCAACCCAUUACAGAAAGAAAAAAAAACACAAAAAUACUUUCAGUUCCAAGAUACCUGUUGUACUUAUUGUAAAUUACUAGGAUUAACGACGCAAAAAAACCGUUACAAUCAUC
Tigriopus californicus is the source of this 1881-nucleotide messenger RNA. Its product is annotated as WD repeat domain phosphoinositide-interacting protein 2-like. The transcript has 8 exons. Bases 307 to 1734 code for a protein of 475 amino acids. Gene Ontology annotation, cellular component: cytosol; extrinsic component of membrane; phagophore assembly site membrane. Gene Ontology annotation, molecular function: protein binding; phosphatidylinositol-3,5-bisphosphate binding; phosphatidylinositol-3-phosphate binding. The record is from RefSeq and is a predicted model, not a curated record. NCBI's taxonomy places the organism in Eukaryota, Metazoa, Arthropoda, Copepoda, Harpacticoida, Harpacticidae. Gene Ontology annotation, biological process: nucleophagy; protein localization to phagophore assembly site; protein lipidation.